Molecule: messenger RNA, 399 nt
Organism: Staurois parvus
Lineage: Eukaryota; Metazoa; Chordata; Amphibia; Anura; Ranidae
Source: the annotation of a GenBank genome assembly
GGUGGAAUAGUGCCCCAUCAUUGGUGUCAGUGGGGGGGGGGAGGAAUAGUGCCCCGUCGUUGGUGUCAGUGGGAGGAAUAGUGCCCCAUCAUUGGUAUUAGUGACACCAAUGAUGGGGCGCUAUUCCUCCCACUGACACCAAUGAUACUUACCUUGCUGACCCCUGCUCCAGCCUGGGCUAGCUCGCUCCCUCCCUCUCCCAUGGUACACACUUACCGGUCAGAUGUCUUCCUUCUCCGGCCGCUCUCCUCCUCUUCACUCGAUGUUCGCGGUGCCGCUCGGCUCCUCCUUUCCAAGCUCCACCUCCUCGCCGGUGAUUGGCCGCCUGUGUGCCUCUCCUGAGCUACAGUUCCGACGGCCAAUCACCGACGAGGAAGGAUUGAUCCCGGGGGUGUGUCC